This is a messenger RNA of Laetiporus sulphureus 93-53, 570 nucleotides long. RefSeq lists its product as uncharacterized. The coding region runs from base 116 to 445 and encodes 109 amino acids. Lineage: Eukaryota; Fungi; Basidiomycota; Agaricomycetes; Polyporales; Laetiporaceae. The record is from RefSeq and is a predicted model, not a curated record. The transcript has 2 exons.
CAUUUGUUCGAGGAAUCAUUAAUCAGCAACCAAGAACGUGUCUCAUUAGACGCCGAAAGUCCUCGUUCUCGUUUAGCCAUCGCCGUCUCGCUGAGUGGACCGCUAGCUCUGCCCUAUGCUCCCUUUUCCCGUAGUUGCACCGGAGAGGCGACGGCUCAGUCGAACUAGCGUCAGGAGGCAUAAAUGUGUCUUGCUCGCUCGUGCUCACAUAGCGAACCUCGAUGUCUUGCUGCUCGCAGAUUUUAUCGCCCUAUCAUUAAGGCUGAACUUGAGGUACUAUCUCUCCCCUGCGCGGGUCGACAUGGCAUCGUCCUCGCCACCCACGACCACCUUCCAGCUCACGACCACCUUCCAGCUUGCUGGCGACUGUUCUGCACAGCGAUGCAUUGUCGUCCCUGAACCAUCUCAUCAUCAUUCCUUAUCACGGUGUUUGGCAAGGGCAUGAUCCGCAGAAGAGGCUAGAUGAGGAUGAUUGAAUAUAGGAGGAUUAUCAAGGAGGCGGUGGGUAGGUCUCUGCGCUGAAUGGGUGUAUCGUUACUGGAGUGGAAGAAGGUCACUGUCGUCGGCCAC